This is a messenger RNA of Stereum hirsutum FP-91666 SS1, 1140 nucleotides long. RefSeq lists its product as uncharacterized. The record is from RefSeq and is a predicted model, not a curated record. The transcript is spliced from 5 exons. Gene Ontology annotation, biological process: protein phosphorylation. Lineage: Eukaryota; Fungi; Basidiomycota; Agaricomycetes; Russulales; Stereaceae. Gene Ontology annotation, molecular function: protein kinase activity; ATP binding. The coding region runs from base 1 to 1140 and encodes 379 amino acids.
AUGUCGGAGGAAAGCUUGAACACGGAAGAAAGCGAGCGCCGUUGGUUGGAGAAUCCUGGGAUCCUGACGCGACAUGAGCGAGUAUGGAGGAGUAGGCAGCAGUGGUUGGAGGAGCAUGGAUAUAUGUUGCGCUCCCGUUAUAAACCAGGAUGGGUACCAUCGUGGGUAGGAACAAAGAGAUGGUAUAAUCAUUGUGUCGAUGGUCCGAUGAACCCGACUGGCCUUAGGGUCAUUGACGCUACCCGUAUAUCAGAUGGCACAUUCGUCAUGCUCAAAUGGGUCAAGGUAGACAAUCCCUCCGAAGUUGAGAUCACACGAUAUCUAUCAUCUAAGCCUUUAACCUCCGACCCUCGCAAUCACUGCAAUCCUGUUCUCGACGUACUACCUCUCCCUGAUCCCCGAGAUGGUGCCCUCCUGGUCACACCCAUGCUGAGACCAUUUGACAACCCUCGAUUUGAGACUUUUGGAGAAGCCGUUUCGUUCUUCAGCCAAAUCUUCAUCGGCCUGCAAUUUUUGCAUGAACAUCGUAUCGCACAUCGGGAUUGCACUUCGGGCAACAUCAUGAUGGAGCCUAUAAUGUUUCCUAAGCCGUAUCACCCCAUUAAGAUCGAGCGCAGGCGUGAUUGGAAGGGGCGUGCGGCGUAUUAUACACGUACGGAAUGCCCUCCGCGUUACCUCUUCAUUGACUUCGGCCUCUCAAUUCGUUACCCGGAUUCCGAUGACGGGCCACACCUCGAGCUGCCCAUCAGAGGUGGCGAUAAAACGGCGCCCGAACACACUGGGCAUAAUUAUCUGGUUCCGUGCGAUCCGUUUGCUACCGAUGUAUAUUAUCUUGGAAACUUGAUUCGGGAGCAGUUUCUCCAGGUAUGUUUUCGACGUCCUCGGAAGCGGUAUGGAUUCAAUUUCAUGGGGUGUCUCGUUGCCGACAUGGUACAGGACGACCCAUCGAAACGUCCCAAGAUUGACGAAGUUGUCCGCCGAUUUGAGAUUAUCCGAAAGUCGCUCAGCUGGUGGAAGCUAAGGUCCCGCAUUCGUGGACGAAAGGAGAUCACUCCCGUCCGGUUUUGGAGGGCAUGCAUUCACAUAUAUCACACAACUCUAUACUUGGCCACUCGUACACCCGCUAUUCCUGAUGCAUGA